This is a messenger RNA of Solea senegalensis (Senegalese sole), 2389 nucleotides long. RefSeq names its product aspartate beta-hydroxylase domain containing 2 (gene asphd2). The coding region runs from base 642 to 1748 and encodes 368 amino acids. The record is from RefSeq and is a predicted model, not a curated record. Lineage: Eukaryota; Metazoa; Chordata; Actinopteri; Pleuronectiformes; Soleidae. The transcript is spliced from 4 exons.
CUGGUGGCGCGAGAGAGUAUUCACAACAAUAUGAUCCGAAGGCUUCCCGACACAGCCGCCCGCCUGUGACAGACAGACAGACAGACAGACAGACAAUCAAUCAAACCGUCGGUAGGACAGCUUUUGUUUUCAUGUUUUCCACUGAGUGAUGCGUGUCGCUUCAAGUCCACGCGUGUGUAGUCCGUUUUCCUGUCAUGUUGGCGUGUGAUCUCCGUCUGCUUUGUGCACUGCAGUGGUGCGCAGCUCCGCCUGGACAAACACCUGUGCGCCUCCUCUGCUCUCCACUGGCCGCACUCGUGAAUGUUGAGUAGGGAACAGAUCAUCCGGAGAUGCGGUGUCUGUCUGCGUUUGUCUGAGAGCACGAGGAGAGCGAGCCGCGCAAAUACCGCACAGCCAGACAUCAUGCAAGGAGAACGCUCCCCUCACUGCAGAGUGGUGGUGAAAUGUUCGGCCUGAAGAGCGAGCGUGUCACAUCACAUCAGCAGACCGUCUACCAUGGGGAUAAGAGCAGCUUGACAUUAGACUCACUAACACUCUGCGUGUGAUUUCGGGGGGAGGCCUUUCAGUCGUGAUCGAGAAAAUCAAGAGAAGACGCGUUAACUCGUCCAUCGUCAGAUUCACUGAUCCAGAAACGAGCCGAGAUGGAGUGGUCGCUGGAGAACGUGAGGGAGAUGGUGGCCGGAGGGAUGCAGUCAGUCAGGGAGUGUGAGAUCUGCGCGUUUGCCAUCGCCAUGUGUGUGCUGCUGCUGUUUAUGUGGUAUUGUUACAGGGUGGGCCGGGAGCACGGGUCCAGCCCCUUGCGUGGCAGGUAUCUCGCGGGGCCCGGUCGGAUCGGAGGGGUGGUGGGAGGCUUCAUGAGUUCAGACUGUCGUGGCAGAGGGAAAGGGAAACACGGAUCAGCGGACGAGCAGAACGGCUUUGCUUUCUGUCAGUCCUCAGAGUGCUUCCGCUGUACCAGCGCUGGAGAAAGUCUGAACCAGAGGCUCUAUCACAGUCUACAGGAAUACGCCAAGCGCUACACCUGGUCAGGUAUGGGCAGGGUGCAUAAAGGAGUCCGUGAUCAAGGCCGAUACCUUAACAGCCGACCGACCAUCCAGCGGCCAGAGGUCUUCUUUCUGCCAGACCUACCCUCGGCCCCUUUUUUCUCCAGGGAGAUACAGAGGCAUGAUGUGGAGCUGCUGGAGCAGAGCUUCCCCGCUCUUCUGGCCGAGUUUGAGAGCAUCUACCACCAACCUCCUGCCCGCAGCGGGUCCUCUCUCCCGCCUGGGUGGAAGGUCAACAGCACUCCUCGUGGGCAGUGGUGGACCUACUACCUGGUCAACCAAGGCACUCCUCUGGUUCUUAAUGUCAGGAGGUGUCCGCGGGCGUGGAGGGUGCUGGGACAGCUGCGCACGUUCAUCGCCAACAACGUGUUUGGCAACGCCUGCUUUUCUGUGCUGACGCCCGGAGCUCUGAUCACUGAGCACUACGGUCCAACAAACGUCAGGCUGCGCUGCCACCUGGGUCUUAGAGUGCCCCCUGCCUGUGAGCUUGUAGUUGGCGGAGAGCCACAGUGCUGGUCUGAGGGCAGCUGUCUGCUUUUUGACGACUCCUUCCUCCACAGGGCCUUUCACGAGGGCAGCGCAGACGAUGGCCCCAGAGUGGUUUUCAUGGUGGACCUCUGGCACCCCAACGUGGCCGCCGCUGAGAGACAAGCCUUAGACUACAUUUUUACUCCAGGCCGUUUAGAGGACAAGGAUGGGAAAUAGGUGUGAGUGAGAGUCAGAUGGUCUUUAGGGAACGUGUUUCCAGGAUUGGGGAGCAGCUCUUUUUUUUUUUCUUCCACCAGACCAGCUCUCACAUUCACUGUGUACAUACUCUCUUUUACUCACACAUGUGUCAUUACCUUUCUUAGACAAUGACUAAACAUUGGGCCUCUUUUAUUAGUGUGUAUUAACACCAACGGCAGUGACUUUAAGGCGUGGUUUGUGACAACAAAUCAUUUAAAAUGCCACCGCCGUGGUUUACUGCCAGCUGAGCAGUCAAACUGUUUUUGUUUUAUCUAUAUUUCCCUUAGGCCAAUUCAGGAGGGGAUAAAGUUUUGUUCUGGAUGCUGCUUGAAACUGCGGACAUGAUUAAUGACCCCUCGCCUGCCACUAAACGGUGUGUCACACUCUUGCUCCUGUGCUUCGCAGCAUAAAUAGCUCCAUAGGGUAAUCCAUUCUAGCCUUUAUGUUCCCAAACCGCCUCUGUGCCAUCAGGAAAGACACAACAGCACAAGUAUCUCCUUUUACUGUGUAACAAACAGUCAUAAUUAUUCUUCAACAUAUCCAGUCCCACUUCAAAUUGUCAGUGGGUGUGCACUUUUUUAUUUCACCUUUUGACUGUUAAAGGAAUACUUCACCGAUUA